Molecule: messenger RNA, 2826 nt
Organism: Fusarium tjaetaba
Lineage: Eukaryota; Fungi; Ascomycota; Sordariomycetes; Hypocreales; Nectriaceae
Product: Ingression fic1
Exons: 2
Coding region: 1-2826 (941 amino acids)
Source: RefSeq, a predicted model, not a curated record
AUGGCAGCCAAAGUCAAGAAUCUUAUGAGUGCAGCGCACACUGCGGGCAUCUUUGCCGACAUUGCGGUGGACGGCCCAGAGAUUGGAACCCUGGUCGCUAUCGUCGAUCGGGCCAAGAACUUGCCGAAUCGCAAGACGAUCGGGAAGCAGGACCCUUACUGCGCAGCCAGAUUAGGAAAGGAAGCCAGAAAGACAACGACAGAUGUCAGAGGUGGACAAACACCAAAAUGGGAUCAAGAACUUCGUUUCACAGUCCAUGACUGCCCGGAUUACUACCAACUCAAGCUAUCCAUCUUCACAGACGAUAAGCGGACAGACCUGAUUGGAGAAUCCUGGAUAGACCUCAGAGGAAUCAUUGUGCCUGGGGGCGGCCAAAAUGACUUUUGGCAAACAUUAACUUGCAAAGGCAAAUAUGCCGGAGAGAUCCGAGUUGAAAUCACUUUCUACGAUACUCGACCAAAGCCAGACAAGCCCGCACCGAAACAAAAGCAGAUUGCAUCUAGCGAACCCGACCAAGGAUCUGUUAAGCAAAGAACGCCCGUUAAGAGACGUCCCUUGCCGUCCGAUCCUGUUACUGGUGAGGCUCCAGCUGUGACUCCUCCAGCCCCUGUUCCAGCUCCAACGACAGCACCCCAGCCAGCUCCCUUGCCGGCGCCUACAGCAACACCUAGUGGUCCUGAUCACCGCACGCCUGUACGAACUCACGGCAAACAAGCCUCACACUCAGGAAGCUUUGUCCCAACACAGUCCCCUUUGCAAGCUGUCGAGUACAACACGCCGCCGUCACACUCAUCGCGCCGUCACACGGAGCAAUACCCCCCAUCUCCACACGGGUCUGUCCCACAGGAGUAUAUAACACCAAGUCGGGAAGCACCCCGCCAGUCGCGGAGGUCGAUGGUUCCUUAUGAGGGAGCUCACCCGCCGUACGAUGAGCGGGAGUAUAGCUCAAGAUACACACCACAACAGGAGCUGAUGGACCCUCGAGCCCAAUACUCUCCUCAACCAGAUCAGAUGGAUCCUCGAGGCCAUUACUCUCCCCAACAGGACCCCUAUCAGCAGCAUCCGCCACUGGCAGAUGAUCCCAGGCAGUACUCGCCAGUAGAGAAUGAACGUCCUCCACCACCACCCGCCCACAGAAGCAGACACAACAGCACAGGCCAGGAACUUGUGCCCAGAGGAAGCUUUGAUACGUCACCAAACAAGAUGCCACAGAUGAGACAUGACGUUUUGAGACAUGAAGCUCAGAGACAGUCAAUGGUGGCUUAUCCUGGACGCCCGGCAUUUCGGGCAUAUGAUUCAGCCCCUGCCGCCAAUCAAUCCACCCCGCCAAACACAAACAGCUAUGAUGCUUUGCCGAGACAUAGCUCUUAUGACGCCAGUUAUGAUCCCCAUUACAGAUCUAUGCAGCCCACAGUUGAGGAUGUCCCUGAAGCCUCAGGUCCACCUGGCCAGAACUUUGCCCAAAAUGGCUCACAGUUCCAGCGUUCCGAUGAGCUUUGCUUCGAUGACAACCCCAGCCCUGCACCUCUCGUCCUGCGACGAUCUCCUGUUCCUGCUCCGGCUCCAUUCCGGGACGAUUACUCGCCAUCGCACGCCCCCCAAGAUUACCACAACCCUGAGGACUGGCAGGUGACAGUGUCACCAUCUCAUGGCCGAGGCUAUUCAAGAAACGCCGGGGAUAAUUCCUAUUAUCCCCAGAAUGGCCAAGGCCAUUAUCAAAGCCACUCGACUGACAUGACUGUCGCGCAUAGGCAAAACCCACACAACUAUGCUCCGCCGCCUCUCCCAGCAGCUCUCGUACCGGGUUUGGAUGCAAGCCAGUCUCAGGAAUUGACGGAUCUCAUAUAUGAGGACCGCCGACAUGACCGAAGGCAGCAUUCUCAGAGCAUGUCUAGUAUGCACACGCCCCCUCGAGGACGCCCGAGGGACGAGUCGUUCCAAGAAUAUAAUCAGCCGCCACCCGAGCAUGCCUAUGCUGUUCAGCCGUACAACCGGCGGGCAAUCACUUACAACCCGCCGGAGCAACAAAUUGUAAAGCCUCGAGCCAUAUCGCCCGACCCACGCGCAAGCCCCAACACACAGCACAGGAUCAAGCGUAAAUCGGUCAGUCCUGCACCACCGCUCGAAGAUCAGAGGAGAAAGUCAGAUAUCCCUUUUGGACCAGACUCGUAUGACGCAUUGAACCCCAGCCUUGUUUCGUCCAAAGACGGAGCAAGCCCAUCACCGGAUUUCUUGGACGAGGAGCCAAAGAAAAUCAUUACAUACGACGGACGGGAGAUUGAUCCUUCUGACCAUCUUCCUAUGGAGACAUGGGCCCCUGAACCGGAAAAGAAGCAACCGGAGUCUACCCCGACGGAAACACGCUCGCGACCUCCCUUAUCAGGGGCACAACCAAUGCCUCCAAGCACUCGAAGGCCACCUCGCAGUGGGCGUCAUUCGAUGUCCGCCGUCAAUCCAUCUUAUUCAUUCUCCGACGAACCACGCACACCCCCACAGGCCGGUCGCACCCGUCUUCAGAAGCGCACUAACCGCACUUCGGCUGGCAACUCCCCAGCAGCCUCCAGUCCACUGGCUCCAAUUUCUAAGGAUAAUUACCAGGAGAGGGCUCCAUACGGAAAUGCUUCGCUUCGCGGCCUACCCCGUGCAGGAACGUGGGACUUUGAAGACGAGAAUCGGGGUGCAUAUGGUGGUCCUCCCAUUCCAGCAAAGAUCCCUCUGCCCAUGAUGAGCGGUGCCAACGGCACGGGGCAGGAGUUAGCAUUAGUGCAGGAGAUGCAGCGAAUUGAUAUUGGGACAGGCAGGUCCCGACGCAGGGGAGGAUACUAA